Messenger RNA from Aureobasidium musti, 1275 nucleotides. The record is from the annotation of a GenBank genome assembly. Lineage: Eukaryota; Fungi; Ascomycota; Dothideomycetes; Dothideales; Saccotheciaceae.
AUGAGUACCAACGACAUCCAAGGGACUACAGACAGCAACCCCUCAAGACCACGAGCUCAGUCAACGAACUCAUUCGCCUCCUCUUUCAAAUCUCCACGCGUGGCUCGUUUCGCUGAAGCGACGACAGUCAACUCACCAAUCGAUCCACCUCGAUCGUCGUUCAUAGCUGUACCGACUAAUCACUUUCGCCCACAGCCACAGCCAUCUGACAUCGGUUUUGGGUACAUCGAUGACAAGCAUACUUCGCACGUAACAGUCGAAAUGGAAGACACAGACAACAACCAUCUACCUCGAGGUAGAAGCGACGCACCUUUGAGCCCGCCUCUGAAAAGUGCAAUGAAGACACCCGGUAUGGCUCCACGGAACUUUGGUAACCUUAUGAGUCCCACCUUCCAAGAGGAGCACGUUUUGGAGAAGAGAGAGCUUGCUACUGAGAAGGAACAAGCCAAGGAUCUUAGAGCCGAGAAGGUUCAGACUUACUAUACUGUUUUCGCUGUUGGUUUCUUCGCCUUCAGCAUCGUCAUGUGGGGUAUUGGCGCCGGAGUGCUGAAUACUACCAGGACCAACAGCAACGGACAAGAUAUUUGGGGCUGGUCCUGCAAGGAGAACAAGCGAAAGGAACUAUUCUCUGAUGUUGUCAACUACGCCCUCGUUUGCCGCCUGCAGAACUGGUCUCUGGUAUGUGCGGUGAUUGAGAUCGUUGUCGAGCUUUGCGCAAUCGGCUGUUACUCUUUCGUGUUCUAUCGUAUCUGGUCCAAGAGGAAGCUGCGCAAGUCUAUGGCUGUCCGUGACCGCGCUCGCUCGGAUCUUUACCUUGCGCAAUUGCGUUCUCAAUCUGCACCAAAUACACCCGGUCUGAACGGACCUUUGAGUCCGAGAGAUGGUGGCUGGAGGCCGCCUGUCGACUAUUACAAGGCUGGACCAUCAGUCGAAGCUGGACUAGUAGACAACGAGGGUAUCAGAUACGUCGAUGCAUCUCAACAGUCCACAGCUCCAAAGCCGUUCGUGCUACAGCCACCUCCGACUAAGGGUACAACUCCAAAAAUUCAACAAACCGGAUUUACUCCGCUGAACUACACAUCGCCGGCAGAUUCAAGGUCUCCUUCGCCGGUUCAAGCACAACCCUCAGAACAACAGCAGGAACACUUUGCUGCAGCUCCUGGCGAACAAAUCUACGAGUCUGUGCCAAUUCCAGGGUCAUACAGUAGCCCUCUGAAUUCACCAUCAGUCGCACCGAGACAGAUGAGUUUUUCUCGACCAGGUGGGCAGCUGUGA